AUGUCAGCAUUUAACGAUUACUGCAUAGUGUGUGAACAAUUGAUAGAAGGUACAGGAGGCGGUUGCCAAGACAAGCUGUAUUGCACAGAGGAGUGUAGGAAUAAGGAUACGAGGGUGGUUCUAGUUGGGCUAGAGGAACAGCAGUAUACAGCAGGAGAGCAGACCGAAUCGCUGCUUCGGACGCCUAGGGUAUAUCCCACAGAUUGGGUAGCGGUGCAGCAGCGGCAACAGCAGUGGCAAGAACAGGUAAUAGAUAAAGAUGGAAAGUAUUAUGACGAUGAUGAAGAGGAGAGUUCUUGUUCAGAUUUAGAAAUUGAGACAUACACUACAAGCCUUACAAGCCUAUCAACUGAGCAGGCCCAUAGGGUGACAACCCUGGACAUGGGAGGAUGGACACCUCGUUCUUUUGUGAGUGAUGGUCUAGAACACCACAAGCCUGGGUAUGGGUUCCAGUUUCUAGACCAUACAGCAGAAAAUAACUAUCAACUUUGGCUUACUUGCAAGAUGAAAGAAUGA
This is a messenger RNA of Eremothecium cymbalariae DBVPG#7215, 516 nucleotides long. RefSeq names its product Ecl1p (gene ECL1). The coding region runs from base 1 to 516 and encodes 171 amino acids. The transcript has a single exon. NCBI's taxonomy places the organism in Eukaryota, Fungi, Ascomycota, Saccharomycetes, Saccharomycetales, Saccharomycetaceae. The record is from RefSeq and is a predicted model, not a curated record.